AGGUCAUGGCGGCGCCGGGCGGCAGGUCGGAGCCACCGCAGCUCCCCGAGUUCAGCUGCAGCUACGCGGUGUCGCGGCCGGUCUACAGCGAACUCGCCCUCCAGCGAGAGCUGGAGCGGCGCCUGCGGGCGCGCAAGACGCUGCGGGAGAGCCUGGCCGCGGGCUGCAGUUGUUCAAGAAAGAAGGCCUUGGGUAUUCUGAAGACUCUCCUGCCCAUCCUGGACUGGCUCCCCAAGUACCGAGUGAAGGAAUGGCUGCUUAGUGACAUCAUUUCAGGAGUCAGCACUGGGCUAGUGGGGACACUGCAAGGAAUGGCGUAUGCUCUCCUAGCUGCAGUUCCUGUUGGAUACGGUCUCUAUUCUGCUUUUUUUCCUAUCCUGACUUACUUUAUCUUUGGAACAUCAAGGCACAUCUCUGUUGGCCCUUUCCCUGUGGUCAGUUUAAUGGUGGGCUCUGUGGUUCUGAGUAUGGCCCCUGACGAGCGCUUUCAUGUGCAAAGCAGCAAUGGAAGUAUAUUGAACAGUACUGUGCUGGACACUGCAGCCAGAGAUGCAGAAAGAGUGCUGAUUGCUAGCACCCUUACUCUUCUGGUUGGGAUCAUACAGCUGAUAUUUGGAGGCCUGCAGAUUGGAUUCAUAGUGAGGUAUUUGGCAGACCCUUUGGUUGGGGGAUUCACAACAGCUGCUGCUUUUCAAGUGCUGGUCUCACAACUGAAAAUUGUGCUCAACGUUUCAACCAAAAACUAUAAUGGCGUCCUCUCCAUUAUCUAUACUCUAAUUGAGAUUUUCCAAAAUAUUGCUGACACCAAUCUUGCUGAUUUCAUUGCUGGACUACUCACCAUCAUCAUCUGCAUGGCUGUUAAGGAAUUAAAUGAUCGAUAUAAACACAGAAUCCCAGUUCCUAUCCCUAUAGAAGUAAUUGUGACCAUAAUUGCCACUGCCAUUUCAUAUGGAGCCAACUUGGAAAAAAAUUACAAUGCUGGCAUUGUGAAGUCCAUCCCAAGGGGGUUUUUACCUCCUGUGCUCCCGCCGGUGAGCUUGUUUUCAGAUAUGUUGACGGCAUCCUUUUCCAUCGCCGUGGUGGCUUAUGCUAUUGCCGUGUCUGUCGGGAAAGUGUACGCCACCAAGCAUGACUAUGCUAUUGAUGGGAACCAGGAAUUCAUUGCCUUUGGGAUCAGCAACAUCUUCUCAGGAUUCUUCUCUUGUUUUGUGGCCACCACUGCACUGUCCCGCACAGCUGUCCAGGAGAGCACUGGGGGAAAGACACAGAUUGCUGGAAUCAUCUCAGCUGGGAUUGUGAUGAUUGCCAUUGUGGCCCUUGGGAAGCUUCUAGAACCCCUGCAGAAGUCCGUCUUGGCAGCUGUUGUGAUUGCCAACCUGAAAGGGAUGUUUAUGCAGGUGUGCGAUGUCCCCCGCCUGUGGAGGCAGAAUAAAGUUGAUUCUGUUAUCUGGGUAUUUACAUGUGUAAUGUCCAUCAUUCUGGGGCUGGACCUGGGUUUGCUAGCUGGCCUUAUAUUUGGACUAUUGACUGUGGUCCUGAGAGUUCAAUUUCCUUCAUGGAAUAGUCUUGGAAGCAUCCCUAGCACAGACAUCUACAAAAGUACCAAGAUUUACAAAAAUAUUGUAGAACCAGAAGGAGUAAAGAUUCUUAGGUUUUCCAGCCCUAUUUUUUAUGGCAAUGUGGACGGCUUCAAAAAAUGUGUCAAAUCUACAGUUGGAUUUGAUGCCAUUAGAGUGUAUAAUAAGAGGCUGAAAGCUUUAAGGAGAAUACAGAAACUCAUCAAAAAGGGACAAUUAAGGGCCACAAAGAAUGGCAUCAUAAGUGAUGUUGGGUCAACAAACAAUGCUUUUGAGCCUGACGAAGAUAUUGAAGAUCCAGAAGAACUUGAAAUCCCUACCAAGGAAAUUGAGAUCCAAGUGGACUGGAACUCUGAGCUCCCAGUGAAAGUGAAUGUCCCCAAAGUACCCAUCCAUAGCCUUGUGCUUGACUGUGGAGGUAUAUCUUUCCUGGAUGUGGUUGGAGUGAAGUCACUGAGAAUGAUUGUCAAAGAAUUUCAAAGAAUUGAUGUGAACGUGUAUUUUGCAUUGCUUCAAGAUCAUGUGAUGGAAAAGAUGGAGCAAUGUGGUUUCUUUGAUGAUAACAUUAGAAAGGAUUCAUUCUUUUUGACGGUUCAUGAUGCUAUACUCUAUCUACAGAACCAGGUGAAAUCCCAGGAGGGUCAAGAUUCACUUCUAGAUACGAUCACACUUAUUCAAGACUGUAAGGAUCCUCUUGAAUUAAUGGAAACAGGGCUGACAGAGGAAGAACUUGAUGUCCAGGAUGAGGCUAUGCGUAGACUUGCCUCCUGAGAGUGGACUCCGGAGGUUGCUGUCAGCAAGGACUACAACACAAAACUUCCUAUGUCAUCCUAUGCAGAGAAUUUCUGCAUCAACUAUUUCUUUGGAAUUGAACACCCAUUCUUUUUCUGAUACAUUUUAAAAAUAUUUGAGGUUUCUGAGCCUCUUAGCCAUUAAAUGAGGAUUAAGGUCGUC
Messenger RNA from Dipodomys ordii (Ord's kangaroo rat), 2531 nucleotides. RefSeq names its product solute carrier family 26 (anion exchanger), member 4 (gene Slc26a4). Gene Ontology annotation, biological process: transmembrane transport. The coding region runs from base 6 to 2348 and encodes 780 amino acids. The record is from RefSeq and is a predicted model, not a curated record. Lineage: Eukaryota; Metazoa; Chordata; Mammalia; Rodentia; Heteromyidae. The transcript is spliced from 20 exons. Gene Ontology annotation, molecular function: bicarbonate transmembrane transporter activity; chloride transmembrane transporter activity; oxalate transmembrane transporter activity. Gene Ontology annotation, cellular component: membrane.